UAAUAACAUGGGUUCUCAUUUCUUGCAUUUCAGAGCAACAACCACCAGUGUUUAUACAAGGGAGAGCAUAACUAGUAUAUCACAAUGACGGGUAGACGUGAGUUAUCCCCCCUUCUUCCCCGCCGCCCAGAAGAAUACCGUCCUUCCUCCUCGACGCUUGUCUCCCCCUUCUGCUCCUCGUUGCUGUCUAGAUCUAGCCGCAGCGCGUUGUCCUCCUCCCUAUCUUCACCCACACCAUGGCGAGCCGUGAUGCUGCUGUCGCUGGUGAGCUUGUCACUGUUUCUGGUGCCGGCCUCCGCUGUGGAAGACCUGCGGCUCAAUGCCGGCAACGUGAAGAGGAGGGACGUCAUCAGCAACAUCAACAUUAACAACGUCAACAACGUCAACAACGACGGCGGGGUCGCCCAAGUCAGGAGGCGCAAUAAUGGGGUACCUCAGAUCCCAAAGAGACCGGCAGAGGACGUGGUGAAGCCAGCCAAGAAAGUUCUUGCUCCUGCAAUUCAGAGAGCCCAGGAGAACCAGGCAGAGCUCAACAGACAACUGGAGGAGCACGAGCGCCAGGUAGCCCAGCAGCAGGCGGAGAUGGCGGGCCGGGAGAAACGCAGACAGGAGCGACAGAGACAGCUGGACAUACAGAGGGCAGACAACCUACGGCAGGAGCUGGAGCAGAAGCAGAGAGACAAGGAGAGGCAGGAACUGAGUCGGCAGAGAGAACGCCAGAGAGAGAAAGAGAGAGAGCAACAGUGGUUGGAAGACAUGAAGAAGAAAGCAGAAGACCAGAUGAAGUUGCAGCAGCAACAGGAGCUUGCUGUCAAAGAGCUGAAAGCCAGAAAGGAACUGGAGGGUGCUGGGCUUCCCGGUGGCAAUAAGCUGAGAUCAGGAGAGGUGCCGGCCCUAAAGAAUGCUGGGCCCAUGUUGAACGAAGAGGAGAAAAGCCCUCAGCAAGAUGUGAGGAAGCAGUUUGAUGCUGAAGGACUCCUCAGUAAGAAAGACCUGGGGCGUGAUUCUGUGAGAAAUGUGGCCGGUGCAGGACUGGAGACAAGGGACAGGCAGAAGAAUGCGGGGGUGGAUCUCCCAGCAGGAAAUAAUGGUGAAAAUGUGGCUAACCAAGCUCAAGCUGAACCUCCUAAUCCAGUGCAGCAUGACAAUCCAGCUGCAAAUCAGGACGCGCUGAAAGUGGUAGCACGUGUGCCAGAGCCGGGUGAGAAACUUCCGGGCAGUGACAAUGAGAUCCCUCGCAGCGAGAGAGACGCUGGGGAUCAGAUCAACAACAACGCAGAGCUACCCAACCUACCCCAGCAAGUGCCGAACGUGCUCAGUAAUAAUGAUAAUAGCCAAGUCAAUAAUAAUGACAACGAUAAUAUGGGCGGGGGUGGGAACAACAAUCAGAACCAGCAGUAUCAGAACAUGAACGAUGACAGCAACAGGCGGGACCGCGACCAGCCACAGAUUGGGGGGCUGCACCUCAGCUGGGACUGGGAGGAUUUCUCUAUCAUGUUUAGUAACUACGGUAACGCGGAGAUGAAAGUGCGACGAGCACCGCACCCUACCACGGGAGAGCCCUGGCCCAUGCCGCAGUACUACUCCAAGAAAGAUAAGAAGGUGUACAAAGUGAGCAAGGACUUGCGAUUUGUACCUACGGGUGUUAAAUGUGACAUCCUGGAUGAAGCCAUAGUUCGCCACCUUCAGCGGGUGUUACGAGGUGCUGUGGAAGACAUGUACGACAACCUGCAGCAUGCUGAGGGCACCUUUGUGGAUGAUCCGAGCCUCAAGUAUGACAGCGAGGAAUAUGUCAAGGCCCCUACCAUCUCACGGGUGGAGAUUAAAGUGAGGAAAGCCUGUGAGAAAUAUCCAACAUUGGACUCUGAUGAAUCUUAUGACCUGGUGGUGAAGAAGAAAAAGACGUAUAUCUGGGCCAAUGAGGUGUGGGGAGCCAUGCGUGGCCUGGAGACCCUGGGACAGCUGGUCUGGAAGGGAACCGAUGGACUGCUGUACAUCAAAGAGACUGUGAUCAGUGACUACCCGCGGUUCCCUCACAGAGGCCUGCACAUCGACACCUCCAGACAUUUCCUCUUCAAGGAAAUCAUCUUGGAUAUCAUUGAGAGCAUGGAGAUGAACAAGCUGAACGUGUUCCACUGGCAUAUUGUGGACGACCAGUCCUUCCCGUACGAGAGCAAAGUUUACCCCGAGCUGAGCCGUAAGGGAGCAUUCCACCCUACCUAUGUCUACUCUCUGGAAGAUAUCGCCGAGAUUAUCGAGUAUGCUCGUGUCCGUGGCGUCCGUGUCAUGCCAGAGUUUGACACCCCAGGUCACACCUAUGCCUGGGGCCUGAGCCGUCCUGAGCUACUGACCCAGUGUUACUCUGGCAGCACCCCGGUCAAGGGUUACCUGGGCCCCAUCGACCCCAGCAAGAACUCCACCUACCGCUUCCUGCAGACUCUCUUCCAGGAGAUCAUGGGUGUCUUCAAGGACCAGUAUCUGCAUCUUGGAGGUGAUGAGGUGCCCUUAGGAUGCUGGCAAUCAAACCCAGAAGUGAUGGCAUUUGCCACAGAGCUGUCCAAGAAGUCUAGCGGCCGCUCACAGCAGCAGGCUGGAAGUUCUUUCUACAACUCAAACUUUGGCUGGAACAACGUGUGGUCUGAAGAUGUGAAGAUGGUCUAUGAGUACUAUGUCAACAGAUUAAUCAAGAUUCUGAAUGAUUUGGGUCACAAGCGCAAGAAGGGCGUCCGCUACAUCAUGUGGCAGGAAGUGAUGAACAACAAUCUGCAGCUGCCCAACGACACCAUCAUCCAGGUGUGGAUGGGUGACAUGGCGGACGUGAUGCGAGCUACCUCCAUGGGCUACCAGGUCCUCUACUCUACCUGCUGGUACCUGGACCACGUGGAGUACGGCACCAAGUGGCCAAAGUACUACAACUGUGACCCUGUAGAUCAGAGCUACGGUUACCACAUCGAUGAGAAGAAAGUCUUAGGAGGAGAGAUUGCUUUCUGGUCCGAGUACUUCUCCAACGAGAAUCUCAUACCUCUCAUGUGGCCAAGGGCAUCAGCUGCAGCAGAGCGACUGUGGAGUAGCAAGGAUGUGAAAAACCUAGACAAGGCUGCUGAGAGGUUAUCGGAACAUAGGUGCCGCAUGAUCAAACGUGGAGUGAACGCGGGGGAGAUCAGUGGACCUGGCUACUGUCUACACCCCCCUCCCCGCCGCCGAGUUCUCAACGACACGCUGGGCUGCAAGGGCGGUAACUGCAGCCGCACGCACAACUUUGUCCAGAUUGAGGACAUUGAGCUCCACGUGAGCCAGAGAGGAGGGAGUUUGGCUGACUGUGGGCAUGUUUUCAGCCGGGCCAACAACAAUGUGAUGGUGAUGCUGGCCCUGGCACUUGUGGUUGUACUGGCUCUGUUGGCGUUGUCAAGGUCAUCGUCGAGACUACACCGGCUGCGCUUGUGCCGCAACCGCUCCAUCCUCAUUGUGUUCGUCAUCGUUCUCCUUGUCUACUUCCUGUGCUACACAACGAUAUGGAUCCGUGCGUUCGAGUUUUCCGGCUCCUUCCACAAAACUUUACAGGAGGACUCGCCGGGUGGGGAGAGCGGUGGUAAAGGAGGUGGGGGUGUCGGAGACAUGUCACAUGACACUGGAGCAGGUGGUGGUGGUGGUGGAGUGAAAUAUAGCAAGGCACAUCGCUCUUAGCAGAUCAUCAUAAUAUUAUUAUUAUUAUUAUUGGUUUAAGUGUUUAUAUGUGUGUGUGAGUCGGUGUGUGUGUGAGUCAGUGUGUGUGUGUGUGUUCUGUGUGUGUGUGUGCGUGAGUGCAUCAGUUGGAAUGUAUCAAGGUGUUUGUAAAUCACACUUUAAACAAGUGCUGAUGAACUCACAGGACAUAUUCUGAAAGUAAAUGUGAGCCUUUGUGUGCAUGUAUGUAUGCGAAAAGGGGAGUGAGAGAGAGAGAGAGUGUGGAGUUAAGUUUAUGUGUAUACAUGUUAAUUCUCAUUCUUUGUAUAUGUAUGUUUAAGAUAUUAAAAAGGGGAUUUGUUUGUUUGGAGACAUUAUCACCACUUUGUUCUUCUAUGAUGUAUUGGCAUAUUCAGAGUGAAGUGAGGUGAUAGGGGUCUAGUACUUUCUUUGCACUUGUUGCAGUUUCUCACCACUUCUAAAUGUGUUGGGGUUGUGUGUGGGGGUGUGAGCGUUUGUGUGUGUGUGUGUGUGUGUGUGAGAGAGAGAGAGAGAGAGGUAAAAAUCAGUCUGUAUCAGACUAUUUUGAAUGGAUGGAUAUGAAGAGCGAGACCUUAAAAUGAAAUGAAGGUUUGAAGACUUAAAAAGAAAUUUAUACUCGAAGGAAAAUGUUGAGAGUUAGAGUCAAAAUUAUAUGGAAAUGUACCGAGAAUUAGUUUUUUCUCUUUUUUUUUCAAUUUAGUUUUCAUACUUCUAGUCAUUGACUUUUAAUUUCUCAAUGUAGAAGCUCGACAAUUUUUAUCUAAUAUAAUACUUUUUUUUUUCAUCACGGAAUAUAUUAGUCUGUAUAUUGUGACUAAGAAACGGAUUUCUCCUCAUUUUUUUAGUUUACUUCUUAGAGCUCCUAAUGACAAGAUCAUUCUGUUUGUGGCCUUGAACCUUUGUCUCAUUUUGAGGUUUUGCCAGACUUAUAAAGUGAUGUUAUUGUGCAUAAUAUACAUAGCAGCAUAAAUGUUGUACAUUCAUUUUCACACUUAAAAACCUUUCUCAACCGUUGCCCAUCGUCCACCCAUGCUUCCAGUUCUUGCAAUCCAGAGGCAAGACGAUAUCAUCAUUUCAAAACCAACUGCAGGUAGUAAUAUUCAAUUGAUCAAAAAAGCACACUGAAACAUUGAGCUGUCUUUGUAGAUUUAAUAUUUGCAUAUGUCUCUGUUUCAAGUACUCAAAACUAACUGUUCAGAGGGGUUAAGACUGGUUUUGUAAUGUUUCCAUAAUACAGAUAGCCAGUGAAAUUGCAAGCAGAACAAUAUUGUCAUCAUAACUAGUAAUGGUUGCAUGCUUGCUUUUCUGACAUGCCUGCGGACGGUUCUAUGGAAGAAGCUAGAUACAGCUUUUGCAGUAAGUCUUGUGUGCCGCUCACUAUCCUUUUGAGAUUUGAAAUGAGGUCAUCAGUCUUCCCUUGAACCAUAUUGUUAUUGUAUGCCUUUUUGCUUUCCUGAUAUAUGAGAAAACUUUGUCAAAUAUUUGAGCAAUGAACCACAUGUAGAUUUGAUUGCAAAUAUUCGAUGAUGUGCUGAUGCCCUGGUUGUGGUUACUUUCAAAGUCUGUGCAGCUGGAUACUGUCAUUUGUAUGAAAAGUAUUGUCAGUUUGUGGAGAACCGAAAUUCCUGGAAAUUGUCACUGCAGUGUUAUUGUAAUUAACAGCACUUUUUUUUGCUUGUAGCAGUUAAACACAAUAAUGUUUUGAUUAAGCUGUCCUUUGUGUUCAGCAGGUUGGAAAGGAUUCUUCAAAUUUUAGAAGCUGCAACAGUUUGAUUUGAUUUCAUUGUCUUUUUUCAUUGAGAAAGACAGUGUGAAUGAAUGUGGUGGUCUUUACCCUAGUCAAGUGACAGGUGUAGGUUUGCACUGUGAAUAGUGUAGGGAAAAUUCAGUUCCUUUUAGGUGUGACCUGCACUUGACAUGGGGUGUGUCGGAGUGUGAGUACUCUCGUCCCAGGACUUGUGCUGUUUAACCUUUUAGUGCUUCUGUGGUUUAGAGAGAGACGUGCGUUUUUAUAAAAUUGACAAAUUUUAUAUUCCUAAAUCGAGUCUCCAGCAAGAGUUAUAUCUGAGUGCGUUGUGUUCAGCUUCUGUUUGCAGUAAAUUCAGUGACAAUUGUUUGUUACAAUGUGCGUUAUAUUUUACACCAAUUCUCAAAAUGUGUAUUUAUGGAGGGUUAUGACAAAAGCUUAAUCUUUGGAGUCAUUUACACUUGUUUUGUAUUCAUAAAUGUGUGAUGAAUUGAGUAUCUGAUUAUGAAGUUAUGUGUAGGGUAGUCUUUUGUUGAGAGGCUUGCAUGGUCUCCUACGUGAUAAUUAAGUUUGAGCAAUGAGAAGUGCAUCAGCACGAUAACAGCCACUCCAUGCUAGGUCGGAGCAAAGCAGGUAAACAGAACCGACCAAGGGAGAGGAAAGAUGGAGGAGCUUCUUGUGUCGUCCUCCAACCACUGAGAAUCUCUAAUCGGACACUCUUUAACUUGAUUUAUUUUGGUACUUACAGUCCUGCCAAGUAUUCUGAUUAAAUUAUAACUGUCGGAUUGUUUUCUUUUUUUUGUCCGUUGAAGAACACCUGUUUGGAUUUACAUUAAAAAAAAAUUUUUUCCAUCUUGAAUUCAGUUUUCGUUAGGUUAUAUCCAAGUUUGUGUAAAUGACAUGAAAUUGCACAUUUCUCUUUGUGUCAAUUUGUGUGUAUUUGCACUAGACAUUUAUUUACCACUGUUAGUUUGUUAUGUAAUCUUAAUCUAUUGGAGUUCUGGAGACACAAUAUUUUUCAAACUCCAAAUUUUUGUGAAGAUUUUGAGGAAAACUCCUAUUUUAGGUCAUAGAGUUGUUGGCAGGUCUGUGCUUAUCAAGGCACCUGCCCACUUGACUGUCUCAUUAGAAGAGGAAGAUAAAUCAGAGGUCCUGCCCCAUAAAAGAUCUUACAGUAUUGAACGGGGUAUUAUACCAAAUCAAUCAAAAGACCAUGUAUAUACUUAAGAAGUAAAACAGCAGGAAUUCAUUGGAAGUAGUGAAUUGUUUGUCUUAUCAGGCCAAGCCACUGAUACAAGCUGACACCUUGUUGUCAGUAAGUUAUUGGCAGUAAUGUUGAGUCGUUUCAUCCUCUUAUUUUGUUUCAGUUUUCUGUUGUUUGAAUCUGGUCGUGGAGAAAUAUGGCUGUUAUCGUUCUGAUGUGCCGUGAACUAUGACUCAAAUAAAUCUUUUUUUUUUUUUGUGUAGAAAAAAGCUUAUGAUAGUGUGUGCUCUGAUGAAAGGUAUGUUGUCUCUGUGCUUCCUACCCCAUCAUUCCACGCUGUCAUGGAAAGGUUGGCUGUUUCGUAUUGUAUCAAAGAUGCAGUAAACGAUAUGUGUGAGCAUGCUCAAACAAGAAGCACAGUGUGUUAAUCUUUGGUGUCUGUUCUGUAACUUUUUCAGUCAUCGUGUGUUUUGUUUUUGGGUUUUUUUUUAGAUGGUCCCUUCACUACACGCAUUCAGUGGUUAAACAAUCGUAUUGUUAAUGAAAACACUUAGUUGUGUUGCGUGAAUAUCCUUCCCAAGGACUAGGAUGCAGGUGAAAUAUUUUGUCUGAGUUGUCCUUAUGCACAAUUUUUGUUGGAAUUUUGAUGUGAGCAUAAUGGUGAAAAAAAUUGCUGCUUCUUCUCAAGUUUGAUUAUUUUGUCAAGUGGUUGCUGUUUAUUUGUGGACUCUUUAUUUUCUGUGCGCUGAUCAAGUGGUGUACUUUUAGAUUUGUACAUUGUAUUCCCCCCUGGCCCCCACUUGUCAUGUGUCUGUAAGGUUCAAUGACUUUGAAAUGAUCCAAGUGGAAUGUUUGCUCAGUGACUUACUGUGACUUAAUGUUAAUGUUCAAUGGACAAAGUGAAUCAACUGCAACUAGUAUUCCCGUGUGUCGGGUUUUUAGCAAUAAAGAUCAUGGAAGACUUUGCACCUUUUGUGCAGUUACUGACAAGCUGUAUUGCUUGCUGUUUUGCUGGCAAGCUCUAUUUCAGUUUGAGUGCUCAUAAUAAUUUACAGCUCAUUCAUAGGAAAUAAGAUGUUUGAAAUGGGAGCAUAUUCAUACAUUCUCUCUUUAGAAAAAGUUUUGUGAAGUAAAUGCAUGUUCUGUGGUUUUGUUAUUUCCACUGGCAGUUUUCUCAUUAUCGAUGGAUAAUAUUAAUAUUUUCAUACUGAUGUCAUUUGAAAUAAGAUUCGUAAUGUUUAGUGUGCUUUCAUUUUUAACAUUCAGAAAUUUAAUAUUAUAUUAUUGUUUCAUUAUUUCUUAGCAGUGGGAAAGAAAAUGGAAAUUACAAGAUUUCCAGUGAAGGAUUUUAUCAAUAAUUCUCUUUGUGCUAUGUUUAACCAAUCUAUAUUGUUGAUGUCACCAGUUAAGUGAGUUGCUCAAAAUUUGCUGUACACAUGUAAAGCAGGGUCAAACAGACUGAAGUGACAGCAAGGAUAUUCAGAUUAAUCAGGCAGAGGGUAAGGAAGUUUGAUACUUGGUAUAAUAUGGUCUUAAGUUCUAAAAGUAAAUUCCCCAAGUAAGUGGGUUGAUCAAAUGAGGGGGAUAAUUUGUUCCUUGCAAAUACCAACAACUCCUCAGAGUGAAAUGCUCAAGACUUAGAGACUUGUGUGUGGGCGGGAGAGGUAGAAAAAGUGGGAGAGUGUAGGAAUGUCUAGUAAUGUACCUUGACAAUGUAGACCGAAGGUGUUUUGCUGUUGACAAAUGUCUUACUCCACCCCCACCCCCCCAACCUUUUUUUAAAAAACCCUAGCCCUUCCGUCAUCCCUUUGACUGUGAUAGUGUUAAGCAAUAAUGAGUGUGGUUGUCCACUUCAUUGGUUUUGAUAAGGUGCAUAUGGAUGUGGUGUGAAAGUGAGAGAUGGGAACACAGAGAGAAAGUGCAUUGUGCUUCCUUUCUUUGGCGUUUCACUUUGCUCUUUAAUUUUGAUGUAUGAUUAUGAGUAGGUUAAUUCUAUUGAGUACGUUUAUUCCUACAGCUUAAGAGGCAGAAAAAUGGUUUCACAGUGACAAUGAAUUUCUCAUGAGUUAAUCUUAGAAGAAACCAAAAUUACGAAGGUAAUUUUGUACCUUUUUGUACGACUGUUUUUUCUUUUUGAGAAUAUCAAUUUUCUAACUAACUUCCAUACUUUUCCUGAAGUCUGCUAAACUGAAAAAAGUGUUGACUGAAUGAAAAUAGUGACUUUGUUGUUUUCUGUAAGUCACUGACUCUUUGGUAUACUAACUUAUUUAUUCUUGUCGGUAUUGGUCUUU
Aplysia californica (California sea hare) is the source of this 8947-nucleotide messenger RNA. RefSeq lists its product as uncharacterized. NCBI's taxonomy places the organism in Eukaryota, Metazoa, Mollusca, Gastropoda, Aplysiida, Aplysiidae. Gene Ontology annotation, biological process: glycosaminoglycan metabolic process; ganglioside catabolic process; carbohydrate metabolic process. Gene Ontology annotation, molecular function: beta-N-acetylhexosaminidase activity. The transcript has 16 exons. The record is from RefSeq and is a predicted model, not a curated record. Bases 85 to 3684 code for a protein of 1199 amino acids. Gene Ontology annotation, cellular component: membrane.